UCUGUUGUGUUAUUGAUGGAAUUCAGGGUCCGGUUUCGUUUCAUCAAAUAUGUAUGCGCAUGGAUUUUUCAGUGCCAAAAUCAAGUUGCCAUCGGAUAAUACUGCCGGAGUUGUGGUUGCCUUCUACACAUCAAACGGUGACGUAUUCGAGAAAGCACAUGACGAAUUAGACAUCGAGUUUUUAGGAAAUGUACAAGGACAGCCAUGGAGAUUCCAGACUAAUUUGUAUGGCAAUGGCAGCAUAACCCGAGGCCGAGAAGAACGUUACAGCCUAUGGUUCGAUCCAUCAAAGGAGUUCCAUAGGUACAGCAUUUUGUGGACGGCCAAGAACAUUAUCUUUUUCGUCGAUGAGGUUCCGAUUAGGGAAGUGAUUCACAGCGACGAAAUGGGCGAUGAUUACCCAUCAAAGCCAAUGGCUUUAUACGCCACCAUUUGGGACGCCUCGAGCUGGGCCACAGGCGGUGGCAAAAUCAAAGUUAACUACGACUAUGCACCGUUCACGGCGGAGUUUAGAGAGUUGGUCCUCGAGGGUUGCCCUAUGGAUCCCAUCCAAGAAUACCCCGACUUCACCAUCUGCAAGGACAAAGAUGCCUGGCUCGAGAGCCGAAGCUACACCUUCUUAACACCGAAACGGCGAGCCGCCAUGCAGAAUUUCAGGCAGCAUUAUAUGUACUACUCGUCCUGUUACGAUGUAUGGCGUUACCCCGCAACACUUCCCGGUUGUGUAAUUGAUCAGAUCGAAAAGGAAAGGUUCAACGAAUCCGGAAGGUUGAAAAUCGACGUAAGCCAUAAGAAGCAAACCAUGACCGCAAAAGCACACCGGAAGAGAAAACCACGGUCCGAUGCGUGA
Hibiscus syriacus is the source of this 850-nucleotide messenger RNA. Its product is annotated as probable xyloglucan endotransglucosylase/hydrolase protein 30. Gene Ontology annotation, molecular function: hydrolase activity, hydrolyzing O-glycosyl compounds; xyloglucan:xyloglucosyl transferase activity. Bases 50 to 850 code for a protein of 266 amino acids. Gene Ontology annotation, biological process: cell wall biogenesis; xyloglucan metabolic process. The record is from RefSeq and is a predicted model, not a curated record. The transcript has 3 exons. Gene Ontology annotation, cellular component: apoplast; cell wall. NCBI's taxonomy places the organism in Eukaryota, Viridiplantae, Streptophyta, Magnoliopsida, Malvales, Malvaceae.